UGCUGGUUAAAAUUACCUAAGAAAUAUUUGAUAUUAUAUUUUGAAGAAGUUGUCCAAGUAGCGACACACCAAGCGUCUGUAAAAAUGGAAGGACUGGAGAUGUCUGCGAUGAUACCUGCUCUUCAGGAGCUAGCUAGUGCCAGCGCCGCUGAGUACGACCAGGCGGUGCAGAAACCUCGACAGAUCCUCUGUCAGUUCAUUGACAGAAUACUGACGGAUGUCGAUGUCGUUGCUCUAGGGCUGAACAAGAAGUCUAGUUCAGAGCCGGCCUGUGUGAUGCUGCUGGACUUUGUGCAGCAUAUAAUCAAGUCCUCAUCUUUGAUGUUCACCAACCCUGCCUGCCAACCUGCUGAGUAUCCGGACACCACACAGAGCUCUACUGACUUUAGUAAGUGGGUGGCCGUGCGCUUGCUUCGUGUGGCAGCGGCUCCAGGCUGUGACGUCAUCCACGGGCGGGUCUCUGCUGUGCUGUGCUCUUUACUUCACACUCUGAGAGCCAGGGCGCCAUUCAUCUUCAGCCGCCUCACUCGGGAGCUCAUUGUUCUGGCCCAGGACCUCAGCAACAUCCUGUACACUCAUAUUUCCACAUUGGCAGGAAAUGGACACUCUUUGGGAAUUUACACGCAGAGCCGAUGGCCUGUUACGCUCGAGUGCUUCAGUAUCUCCCUCGUUUGUGUCACCUCGUACCUUAAGCCCUCUCCUCUUGUUCUCGCCUCGCCUGCUGCCCUGGAGUCGCUGACCACCGUGGCGAUCGGUGUCGUAACUGAUGCCCUGCGGGGGGUUGUCUCCCCUCGUGACAUCAGUGUGGCCUGGGAGACUGCUUGCUCCUUCCUGGCCAAUGGCAACAGCAGGUUGAGGAAGAUGUCCAUGGUGAUGCUGAGUCGACUAGUGGAGCUGGGAGGGUUUCCUGAGAGGCAGGGCCACGAGUUCUUCAUGGCCUACCUUCAGUUACUGGAAACACACUCAUACGCAUACACAGCAGACACCAAACUAGAUGAGAAACAUCCCUAUGAAGGCGAGCUGCUGCACCUGACUCGCUGUGUGUUUCAGUCGUCUGGUGUCUCUCACUCACACUUUGAGCCCAUCUACCUCUCGCAGAUGUUCGAGUGUGUUUGUACUCUUGGAGGGUCAGAUGUCAAGUUGGGGACUGAGGUUACCAAAACACUCUGUUUGCUGUUCAGCUUCUUGCUGUCUGUCGCCAUAGUUUAUGAAAGUGCUGCGUUGUUAAGAAGGCAGCGAGUCACAGAGGUCUGCAGGACGCUGACACGCACCGUUGGAACAGAAAAGCAGGCUGAAUGUGCAGAGGGUUUUCUCCAAGCCGCACUGAAGGCUGAGACUGCUAUGGUGAUGCAGAAGUCAGUAGAUGGAGAGACUGCUGCCAAGAAAUCCUGCAAAUCUGCCACCAAGUCAGUCCGCAAAAUGACAAAAACAUCAGCAGCUGAGAUGGACAUGCGUGCUGGCAGUGAGGUUUGGGCUGUGGUAAACAGUCGGCUGGAGGAGCUGCUGACCUUUUUGAACUCUGAUGGACCUGAAACCGAACAGACUCUCUCUGCUCUUGAGGGUCUGGCCCUCAUUCUCCACCUGGCUGCCCUCUGCUCCUCUCCCACCAGUCCUUCUCCUCUUCUCUGGGUGCCUGCUGAGACUCUGGGCAGGGCCCUGAAGAGCUGCCAGUCAGUGUUAGAAGUAGGUCCUGAACCUGGCUUAAACCAGAACUACUUUCAGUCUGCUGUCCAGACUACUGUUAGGGUCCUUGACUCUAUCCUCUACCUGACAAUGAGCAGCCACAGUGAGGGCGGGCUCCAGCGGCGAGUGUGUGCUCUGCUGUCUCUUCCCUGGGUGUGUGAAAACAAGUUCAUCCCAGCCUAUAAGAGUUCAGGAUUCCCCUCCUGGCUGCCUGCCUUCGCUCAGAGACUCAGCCUCUGUUACUCAUCUGAGUUCCAGGCAGAGUGUGUGUCACUUCUGGCCCUUCUGCAUGGUGGUGUGUGUGAGACGUGGCGUGUGUGUGUGUUUACCAAGACGUUGCUGAGUCCAGAUGAGCUGGUGAGAGCAGCGGCAGUCAAGGCCUUCCCUCUUCUUCUUCACCACCUGGGAAACUCGCACCACAACCUCAUCAGCACUACUCUGCUUCCCAUGCUGGAGGACAGUUCGGAGCAGGUGAAGAAGGAGCUUGCCAGGAUCAUCGGUGAGCUGAGCUGUAUCCAGUCAGAGCUCUCCCAGCUCAGUGACACCCACACAGAGUCCACUCUUCUUCCUGAGAUCCUCUGCCACCAACUCAGCCUUGCAACAAAGCAUGCUGGGAAUACUAUUCCAUCCAUCAGGGCGGCUGUUGUUAAACCCUUCCUGCCACUGCUCAAAAAGCAAGCUCCAAGUAGUGUUAAACAAGCUUUCCUAGAAGCUCUGCCUCAUCUCUGCCAGCAUGUGAAUCUGGUUGGUGGAGAUAGUGACUCCCAGGCAGUUCUCUGCGCUCUGAUUGGUCUUAUGGAGGACUCAGAUCCAGUGGUCAGAAUACGCUUUAGCCAAUCAGUGCGUUUCCUGCUAACGGAGACCAGCAGAAACUCCGAGCAGGGCUCUCUGAGUGAGCUCCUGGUCGCCCGUCUUAAAGAGGCGUUCAACAAGGCUAAACUCAACAGAGACGACGACCUGCGCAACACUCUCAUCCUCACCACUGGAGAGAUUGGCAGAGCGUCUCAGGGUAGUUUGGUGUCGUUCUCUCUGCUGCGGCUGCUUCACUGUCUGCUGUCCAAGUCGUCUCCGGUGUCUGUAGCUGCUUACGCUCAGAUCAGAGCCUUGGCCACUGCCAAAGGUCUUAAACUUCAGACCCUCUUCAGUCAGUACAAGAACCCUAUUUGCCAGAGGACCCUCCAGGUGCUCCUGCCCUACCUGGCUGCCAAAGCGAGCUCUACUGGCUCCGCCCUCAUCCGUACCCUGGCCAAUGAGCUGAAGGCGAACAGAAGAGAGAUCCUGAUCAACAACUUCAAGUACAUCUUCAGCCAUCUGGUCUGUUCCUGCACUAAAGAAGAGCUAGAGAGGGCUUUCCACUACCUACAGAGUGAGACCGAGAUUGAACUGGGCUCUCUGCUAAGGCAAGACUUCCAGGGUCUUCACAACGAGCUGCUGCUGCGCCUGGGAGAACACUACCAACAGGUGUUUAAUGGUCUGGCGAUCCUGGCAUCCUUUGCGUCCAAUGAUGACCCGUACCAGGGUCCCCGAGACAUCACCACCCCUGAACGCAUGGCGGACUACCUGCAGCCGAAGCUGCUGGGAAUUCUUGCUUUCUUCAACAUGCAGCUGCUCAGCUCCAGCGCAGGAGAGAAGGACCGGAAGAAGUUGGCAUUGACAAGUGUGAUGGCUCUAAUGCGACUGAUGGGCUCCAAACACAUCAGCUCUGUCCGAGUAAAGAUGAUGACGACGCUCCGCACGGGCCUCCGAUACAGAGAGGACUUCCCUCUGCUCUGCUGCCAGACGUGGGAGUGUUUUGUGAGGAGUGUGGAGCCGGCACACUUGGGCCCUCUACUGAGUCAUGUUAUUGUUGCACUCCUCCCUCUGAUCCCACUGCAGCCCAAAGAAACCGCUGCCAUUAUCCGCUUCCUGAUACUGCACAACAGGGAAGAAGUCAACGACUACCUCCAUGAGAUUUACUUUCUGCCAGACCAGCCUGAGCUGAAAGACAUCCACACCGUUCUGCAGAACUACAAGAAGCUGACAGCCAGCAGCAGCGACCUGGCCGCAGCGCUGCAGCUCUCCAUGAGGGCCGUUCAACAUGAAAACGUCGACGUCAGGAUUCAUGCGUUGACCAGCCUCAGGGACAUGAUGCACAGCAAGCAGGAGUGGCUGCUGAGGCAUGUUUGUGCGAGUGAGGCGGUAGAGCCGGUCAUCUCCAGCCUGGUGUCAGUGCUGCUGAAGGGCUGCCAGGACUCGUCCCCGGAGGCCAGGCUCCUCUGUGGGGAGUGUCUGGGGGAGCUGGGGGCCGUGGAUCCCGGACGUCUGGACCUGUCCCACACACACACCCAUGGCGACCGCAACACCUUCGUGAGUGGAGUUGAUGAUCCCAACUUCGCCUAUGAGCUGCUGACUGAACUGACCAGAACAUUUCUGGCUUACGCCGAUGACGUGAGAGCACAGGACUCUGCUGCUUAUGCAAUUCAGGAGCUGCUGUCCAUCUUUGAGUGCCGUGACGGUCGAACCGACUCACCGGGGCGCCGUCUGUGGAGGAGAUUCCCAGAGCAGAUUCAAGAAAUACUAGAACCACACCUCAACAGCAGGUAUAAGAGCAGUCAGAAGGAGGUGAACUGGUCUAAACUGAAGAAGCCAGUGUACUUAAGCAAGAGAGGCAGCAAAUUCUCUGAUUGGUCGGCCACCUGGGCCGGAUACCUCAUCAGCAAGGUGAGACAUGAGCUGGCCAGCAAAGUGUUCACCUGCUGCAGUUUCAUCAUCAAACACGACUACAAGGUUACAAUCUACCUGCUGCCUCAUAUUCUGCUCUACAUGCUGCUGGGCUGCACACCUGCAGAGCAACAGGAGGUAACGGAGGAGAUGCUGGCCGUGCUGACAGCAGGUGAUGGACGAGGAGCGGAGUGUGGUCAGGUGACAGCCUCCAGCCUAUCACAGCUCAGCACUCAGACUGUGUUUAGCAUGAUGUCUCACCUCACACAGUGGAGCCGCCACAUCCUCUACUCCAAACCCAAACAAAACGAAAGUGGCGAGUAUCAGCGUGUGGUCGCCUUCCUGAAAGGUAUUCCACAGGACGUUCUGGCCAAGGCCUCUCUACGAUCCAAAGCCUACACUCGUGCCCUCAUGCACUUUGAAGCAUACAUCUUAGAAAACAAAGAGAACAUCCAGGACCAUCUCACCUUCCUGCAGAGACUGUAUGCUGCGAUGCAUGAGCCUGAUGGUGUGAGGGGGGUCAACGCCCUGAGAAGGGAGGAGCCGUCGCUACGGGAACAGAUACUGGAGCACGAGAGCAUCGGCCUGCUCCGAGACGCAACCGCCUGCUAUGACCGGGCCAUACAGCUGGAGUCGGACCAGAUUGGUCACUAUCAUGGGGUGAUGACGUCUAUGCUCGGCCUGGGACAGCUGUCAACAGUCAUCACUCAGGUCAAUGGAGUCCUGGCCAACAAGCACCAGUGGAAGUCAGAGCUGAACACCUACAGAGUGGAGGCCGCCUGGAAGCUCGGAAAAUGGGACCUGCUGGAAGAUUAUUUGAGUUCAGACCGUCAGUCCAAUACUUGGGGUGUGCGGCUUGGCCAGUUACUGCUGUCAGCUAAGAAGCAGGAUGGCGAGACUUUCUAUGAGAAGCUGAAGCUGGUGAGGAAGGAACAGGUCGUCCCUCUGUCUGCAGCCAGUUAUGAGUGUGGAACCUACCAGAGAGGAUAUGAGUACAUCGUCAGGCUUCACAUGCUCAGCGAGUUGGAGCACAGUUUUACUGAGCUGCAGAAACAGAGGGAAUGCUCCACCCCCAGCCUCAACCAGCUGCCUCCCCAUUGGUCAGAUCGACUGGAGAUGACCCAGAAUUCCUUCAGGGCCAAGGAGCCAAUCCUGGCCCUCCGUCGUGCCCUGCUCAGCCUGGGACCACAACCUAUGAGCACAGAGAUGGUAGGGGAGUGCUGGCUGCAAAGUGCCCGGGUGGCCAGAAAGGCAGGACAUCACCAGACUGCCUUCAAUGCACUACUGAACGCAGAGAACACACACCUGGCCGAGCUGGUCACCGAGAAGGCCAAGUGGCUUUGGUCCAAGGGCGAUGUACACGAGGCGCUGAUCGUCCUGCAGAAGGGCGUGGCCCAGUGUUUCCCUGACGACAAGCCACUCACGGACCCUCGCAGCCUGCAGACCAAAAGCAGGGCCAUGCUGCUGGUGGGACGCUUCAUGGAGGAGACGGCCAACUUCGAGUCCAAUGCCAUCAUGAAGGCAUACAAGGAUGUGACCAACCUUUUGCCUGAGUGGGAGGAUGGAAACUUCUACCUGGCCAAGUACUACGACAAAGUGAUGCCAAUGGUGACUGAUAACAAGCUGGAGAAACAGGGGAACCUCAUCCGAUACAUUGUCACAUUCUUUGGAAAAGCCUUGCAGUUUGGAAACCAGUACAUCUACCAGGCCAUGCCUCGCAUGCUGUCUCUCUGGCUGGAUUUUGGAGCAAAAGUGUGUGAGUGUGAUAAAGCGGGGCGAUCAGACAGACAGUUGCGACAGGAGCUGGGAAAAAUCAACACGGUGGUGAGUGAGCACUGUGCCAACUUGGCGCCAUACCAGUUCCUGACCGCCUUCUCCCAGCUCAUCUCCAGGGUGUGCCACUCCAGCGACGAGGUCUUUACCGUCCUCAUGACCAUCGUGGCCAAAGUCUUCCUGGCAUACCCCCAACAGGCUAUGUGGCUAAUGACUGCUGUCUCCAAGUCGUCCUACCCAAUGCGUAUGAACCGCUGUAAUCAGAUCCUCAAGAAAGCAAUUAGUCUCAAACAGUCUCUGGAGAAAUUUAUCGGAGACGCCAACAGGUUGACUGACAAGCUGCUGGAGCUCUGCAACAAGCCGGUGGAUGGUAACAGCACCACCCUCAGCAUGAGCGUUCACUUCAAGCAGCUAAAACGUCUGGUGGAGGAGCCGACCUUCAGCCAGAUCCUGAUCCCGCUACAGUCAGUCCUCAUCCCUACGCUGCCCUCUACUGGCGGGGCAAACACACAUCACGACGCCUUCCCCGGACACUGGGCAUACCUGGAUGGCUUUGAAGACACUGUGGAGAUCUUGGCCUCCUUACAGAAGCCUAAGAAGAUAAGUCUGAAGGGUUCAGAUGGGCGGAGCUACACCAUGAUGUGUAAACCUAAAGAUGACCUGAGGAAGGACUGCAGACUCAUGGAGUUCAACUGCCUCAUCAACAAGUGCCUACGUAAAGAUGCUGAGUCAAGGCGGAGGGAGCUACAUAUCCGUACCUACGCUGUGAUUCCUCUCAAUGAGGAGUGCGGCAUCAUCGAAUGGGUCAACAACACUGCCGGACUUCGACACAUUCUCACCAAGCUGUAUAAAGAGAGAGGUAUCUACUUAUCAGGUAAAGAGCUCAGGAAGCUUAUUCUGCCGAAGACAGCCCCCUUUGAGGAGAAGCUACGAAUUCACAAGGAGGUGCUUUGUGUUCGACACCCUCCUGUGUUCCACGAGUGGUUCCUCCGGACCUUCCCUGACCCGACUUCAUGGUACAGCAGUCGCUCUGCGUACUGCCGCUCCACUGCUGUGAUGUCCAUGGUGGGCUACGUCCUGGGUCUGGGAGAUCGCCACGGAGAAAACAUCCUCUUUGACUCUUUCACCGGGGAAUGUGUUCACGUCGACUUCAACUGCCUCUUCAACAAGGGGGAGACGUUUGACGUGCCUGAGGUGGUUCCCUUCCGUCUGACCCAGAACAUGGUCCACGCCAUGGGGCCCAUGGGCACCGAGGGUCUCUUCAGACAGGCCUGUGAGGUCACCCUGAGGUUAAUGAGAGACCAGAGAGAACCGCUCAUGAGUGUGCUUAAAACCUUCCUUCAUGACCCGCUUGUCGAGUGGAGUAAACAGGCCAAAGGACUUUCUAAAGCUCAGGCCAACGAGACAGGAGAGAUAGUUAAUGAAAAGGCAAAAACCCACGUGUGUGACAUCGACCAGCGUCUGCAGGGAGUAAUAAAGAGCAGGAACAAAGUGCUGGGUCUACCUCUGUCUAUAGAGGGACACGUCCACUACCUCAUACAGGAAGCCACAGAUGACAAACUGCUCUGUCAGAUGUAUUUGGGCUGGGGGCCCUACCUGUAAAACACACACCUAAAUUCAUCAAAGGAGAGGAAAGCAUUUAAAUUCAGGAGAAUUUCAGAUGCUUUCCUGUGAUCAAAUGCCUACACAAGACAACCUGUGCCCUCCAAGGUGGCUUUAAGAAAGUAUGAUAAGUGCAAAUACAGUAAAUUCUUGCACUGAAGUUUGUAAUAACGGCAAAAAAAAGACAUGUCCUACACCCACGACUGUUUGUUGAAUGCCAGAUUUUUGUUUGAGUACUUCCAUCAUUGUUUAGUUUCCUGUUUUCUGGAAACAAAAUAUAUUUGUUGCAUUUCUGUACAUUAUCUUGUAAUAAAUGAUAUGUUUUGCAGA
Messenger RNA from Perca flavescens (yellow perch), 8088 nucleotides. It is a transcript of the gene atr, whose product is annotated as ATR checkpoint kinase. NCBI's taxonomy places the organism in Eukaryota, Metazoa, Chordata, Actinopteri, Perciformes, Percidae. Gene Ontology annotation, molecular function: protein serine/threonine kinase activity; protein binding. The record is from RefSeq and is a predicted model, not a curated record. The transcript has 47 exons. Gene Ontology annotation, biological process: DNA damage checkpoint signaling; telomere maintenance; DNA repair. Bases 85 to 7758 code for a protein of 2557 amino acids. Gene Ontology annotation, cellular component: nucleus; chromosome.